AUGGUCGCUGCCAAGUCGAUGGAGAUGACGGGCGAGAUCCAACCAGGUUGGAUUGAGGCCUUCGCGGCUGAUAAGAAGUACCUGAGCAAAGCCCAAUUCGAUGUGAACGACCUCGACGGGGAUGGCAUCAAGGCCAAUGUGCUUGGGGCGUUGCCGCUGCUCGAGGCGCCCAUAGCGAUGCGUCCGCAUUACACGCCAGCUUGGGAGGCGCAGGUGCUGGAGAAAAAUCUCCUCGCAGAGAAGGAGUUCGAGCAAGAGACGGGCAUCGAAAUCGAUGACGACCUGGUGCGCGACUCUAACUCUGGUUGCGAGGUGGGCUGCGAGCUCCUCUCCAUGAUCUCGAAGAAGAACAAGGACCAAGACCGACCAGUCUUCGUUCCGAUUCGUAAUGGCAAGGUCAUCGAGGUCAACAUCCACGUCCAGCAGGGGAAGGGCCGCCAUGGCGGCAACAAGAAGGACCGGAAGAAGGAGCGCCGCAACAACGACCCAGUGGUAGCUGCGAAGAGGGCCGCUUUCGCGCUCGCUGCGGCGCAGGCCACUUCACCGCCAGCUCCUGCAGAAGCCGCGCAGCCCCGGCUCGCUCUUCCUGCGCCGCAGGCGACGGCGGCGACGCCCGCGGCGGCGCCGGCCGCUCCACCAGCCGCUCCGGCAAACGCCGCGCAGCCUUUCCUCCAAGCGCAGGCGCCCAGCGGCCCGCCGGGCGGGCCGGGCGGGCCGCCCGACGGCGGCGACCCGGGCGGCGACGAGCAGGACUGCGCCGCCAAGCAAGCAGACAAGGCCCUCCCGAAGCUCCUCUUCGGACUCCUCCUCUCCACGGACAGUUUCUUCAAUAAGGACAAGAAGCAGCUGGGCACGGUCCUCCUGCGGUACUCGCCGCAGUCCUCUGCCACCGCCGGCGGCUUCGCGCAGGGGUUCCGCCAGGGCAAUCUCGAGUGGGUCACUCUGACCGGCCUCGUGGAGAUGCGGGAGAAGGCGGCGCUGGAUCAGUACAUUAAACAGCAGCGCGAUGCCGAGAGGAGGGCGGUGGUCUGCUUCACGCGCGAGCUCCGCAAGCAGAAGGCCAAGUUUGCGGGCGAGGACGACGAGUGGGCAGCCAACGAGGUAGCCCGCAAGGCAGCCAACGAGACAGCCGACGAGGCAGCCAACGAGGCACCCCACCCGGAAGCCAACGGGGCAGCCGACGAGGCAGCCGACCAGGCAGCCAACGAGGCAGCCGACGAGGCAGCCAACCAGGCAACCGAAGAGGCAGCCAACAGGCGCCCAGUGAAAUGCUUGGUCGUGGCGGAGCCGCGGUGCUUCGCAAUGCGACACGGCGCCAAGCAUUGCGAGAACGGUUGCGACGAAGGGCGCGUGCACAAGUACUGGCGCGGGUACAUUGAGUCCCCUGCUGGGCACGGACAAGGCGGCUUCGUGAAGAAGCUUGAUGUUGGUUGUCCAGUGUCAGAGAUCUUCAUGGUGAACAAGUCCUUCGGCGUGCAUGCUCAGUGGGCGCAGCGGUGGGCCUACCGCCUGUACACGCACAGGGCGUCCUUCCUUGGAGAAGCCCAGAUCCUGCGGGCGUUGGAACCCGAAGUCGCCACGGAGACGUUGGAGCAAUCCUUGGAGUCCGCUUGGGUGCGGUACCAGUUGUGGCAGCGAUCUUCAGCGUGCGAGGGCGCGCGCGUUGCCCUGGCGGCUUCUGUGUUGGAGUUGCCCUUGGAGGACCUUCUGCAGAGCUGCGCUUCCUGGUACCGCCCUCUCAUGAAGGAGCGCCGACUCUGCGCGUGGCGGGCCAGUGGAGAUAGGCUGGACAUCGUCUGCGUUGACGGCAACGCGAAGCUGCACCGGCGUUCGUGCGGCGCGCCGUGCGCCGAGGCCGUGUACCACGAAGCCCUAGACUUGCACUUGGUGCGUGGUUGCCCUGAGUCGCCUCUGCAGAAGGGGGUGCUCUGCCGCCGCCACCAGGAGCUCGCCGACCGCCCUGCCCUCGCCGGCGACAUUGAAGCACACCGCGUGAGGGCGCCCCUGUCCACUGGUGCAUUUCUUGACGUCGAAGUGCGCCUGGCCGGCUUCGGAAACUGGCAACCAGCUUGCACCGUCCCCGAUUCGACCGUGCAGGCGUAUUUCGCCCGGAACGCCGAGCAGGUCAUCCAAGAGCGCAAGCGCCAGCGUCAAGAGCGCAGGGACUUUCUCCGGCGGCAACCGCGCCUGGUCCUGGGCGACUGGGCUUCUGGGCACGCCAAGGCCAAGUGCCCCUGCAAGACGCACAAGGAGUCCGUCUCGGCCAUCCGCGCGGCAAGUCGGUCGGCAGGGUUCCUAGCCGCAGUCUCAGAGAGUGGCGUGGUCGGUGCUCUUGAAGAGGUGAUCACUGCUGAGACGCUGUCCCAGCGCUACUGCUUUUUGGCCGACGUGGCCACUGCUGUUCCAGAGCUCAAGACGCUCGUGCACGACGACGCGUGCCAUGUGCGCUUGUUCGCCAAGGGCAGGGCGGAGGGCGCGCCGCCCGGCAGCUUGGCCGCUCGUCUUGGGCACUUCCGGUACAUCGUCGACCGGCCGCACAGCAAAGGGCACGUCGACGCCACGUGCAGGGCGGAGUGCUUCCCAGACGUGCCCGCGAAUGCUGCCGCCCUGGGUGACUUCCCAACGCCGAUAUGCGAGUCUGUCAACGCGCAGCUCUCGCCCUUGGCCCACACCGUCCACCACAUGAGGCGCUGGGUCUGUGAUUUCAUCGUGGGCGAAUGCGUGGACGUCCACAAUGAGUUGCGCGCCUGGGAAGCAGCGCGCGGGGCUGCCAGGGCGGCCCGGAAAGCGGCCCGGCAAGACCGCGCGCCUGCACCCCGCCUGGUGCCCGCGGGGAUUCCCGCCGCGGGCGCGCCGGCCGCGGGCGCGGCCCCGGGCGCGGCGCCGGCGGCCGCGGGCGCGGCCCCCGAGGCGACACACCCGCCCAUAGUGCGUCGCAAACUCAGGCCGGUGUGGGCGGCUGCCGCCGCUGACGGUGACAAAUUCUUUGAAUGCCAGGCGUUUUACAAAGGGCGCCCUGCGAACCCAAUGGCAUUCGCAUGCCCUGGGGCCCGGGUCAUCUUCGGCACGGAUACCGCCGCCGGAGUCGCGGUCUGCGCGGGGCGUGCGGAGCGCGGCUGCAAUGCCGAUGACGCGCAGCGCCUGGUGCGCGCGGUUCCGGCGCGCCUUCGAGACGAGCUGACCGCGUUUCUCGCCCCAGCUCUCUCGUUCGACGUCCUGCGCAUGAGCGCUGUCUUCGAUCUCCGCCCCUUGAAUUUGACGUGGCCCGCGCUGGAGGAGGCUCUGGGCGCGCAGCCCGUCAAGCAGAAUCAGGGCUUUCCGCGCUUCCGCGGCAGCGAUGUAAACGCGCGUCUGGACGCGCUCUGUCGGCGACCCGGCGCCAUCGCCCGGCGGCCGCCCCCGGCGGCGCGGCCCGUUUAA
Prorocentrum cordatum is the source of this 3420-nucleotide messenger RNA. The record is from the annotation of a GenBank genome assembly. NCBI's taxonomy places the organism in Eukaryota, Dinophyceae, Prorocentrales, Prorocentraceae.